AUGAUGGAUGAAUUCAAAUUAAAAUAUUUGCUCGGAUGUAAAAAAAUUGAAGGAGAAGAAAAAACUAUUCAUGAAAAUAAGAAAAUUGAAGAAGAGCAAGAAACUAAACGUAAAAGAAUUCAAGAAGAACAAGAAAUUAAACGCAUGAAAAUAAAACAUACACAAUCAUCAACAUCAAACGAUACAUUAUGGUCAUCUCAUCAAGAUUUUUACGUUAAUAAGGUAGAUGGUAAUCUAAAUGGUUUUGAAAUUAAUUGGAUAUCGUCAAAUGAUAAUGAUUAUGUUAAUGAUGCAAUAGAAAUUUGUAUUGAAGAUUAUUUGAAUAAACUUUCAUCACGUAAAAUAGUCUGA
Molecule: messenger RNA, 351 nt
Organism: Rotaria socialis
Lineage: Eukaryota; Metazoa; Rotifera; Eurotatoria; Philodinida; Philodinidae
Source: the annotation of a GenBank genome assembly